CCCCCACCCUAGUCGAUGUAUAACCAUCUCACUCGAGAAUUGUCAUUGUCAACGCUGGGAGGUUUUUGUAGCAUUGACAACUUGGACUCUUGAGGACUGGACACUGCUGCUGCUCCCGUAGAUGACACCCCUUAACGUCAAGCUCUUCGCGGGAGCCUUACGUUGAAGUACGCGCCACUAUGUCAGCGCAGGAAACACUUACCAUUUGACAAUAGAUUAUACAAAGUGGUUUUCAGAACAAAUGCCAAGUGGGAGAAGUUAUCUUGGUGGAUGUGACUAAGACACUAAGACGAUAUAAGAGUCCGGAAUGACAAAAUUGGCCCGGAGAUUGGAUUCAUUCUUUAGACAGGAGAUUCUUGACUUGAGCUAGCUAACUGUCGUUGAUACAUCUGACUGGCCACAGCUGUGGAUGCUGGUAUAUUAAACGUUCAACCGAGAUUCGCACCUUUAAUUGCAAAUAAGAGAAACCCUGAAAACAAUGCGAGAUGUGUCAAUCGUGGUGUGAGCGCUAAUCGGGCGACAAUAGUUGAUGGAAAAAUUUUGAGAUUUCUACAGAGAGCACACUGCGGGAAACUGUGUGUACAGCCGAUUAGCCUUACUUUAGCAUACACCUCGUGUGUGUGUAUAGUAAUUAUAGGAGUUCCCAGGUGUUCUACGUCCGCAAUUUUACUAGACUGCGCGGCACCACUCAAUAGGGAAACAUGGCGGCUUUGGAACAACACGGGAGUAGACAUUCAGGCGCCGGGAUCGGGGACACCCGAGCCUACUGGAGAACACCUCUCUCAACAAUAGCAAUUCUAGUCACGGUAGUACUGUUACAGACGGUGGUAGCAGCGCCAAACAGGCAUCAAAGGGACAUUACAGCGUUAAAGACUGAAGCAAUUGCACGAUUAUCAAAAGUAUUUGGGAUUGAAAAUCCACCUCAUAUUCAGACUCACAGGGCACCCCCUCAAUAUAUGUUGGACUUGUAUCAUAGCAUAGCAGACACUGGAGGGAUCACUAAGACGGCCACACCCUAUAAUGCAGACAUUGUACGAGGUCUCCCUGACAGAGACACCGUCCAUCAAAUGCAUUUCCAGUAUAAUGUAUCUCUUGUGGACGGAGGCGAGAGCGUCCAAGAGGCCGAGUUCCAUUUGUUUAAGCUACGUCCCCAGGGGGACGGGAGACACAGGCGGUCUCUACAUAGUGCCAGGUCGCACAUUAUAUUGUUGAAGAUAUAUCAGGUGAUGGAGCCUGAGAAUAUGUACGCCCCGGGUGGACUAAAGUUAUUGGACACUCGGAGGGUGAGCGCCCACUCGCGUGGCUGGGAGACGUUCAACGUGCGAGGAGCCGUGGACUAUUGGCUCAAUAAUUCAGAUAGUAACCAUGGUAUACUGGUCGAGGCACAGGGUUUGAACGGCGAGAGGGUGAACGGCAGUAUGAUACGAUUCGCCCAGAGGUCCCAGCAUCACGACAGUAAACAACCCGUCCUAGUGGUGUUCAGUAAAGAUGGUCGCAAGCAAAGAAUAGCAAAUACAAAUGAUUUAGAUUUUACCGAAUUCCGAGAAGAAUACGCAAACGAAUACAGACGGAUCUUGAGAAACCGUCAAAACAUGCAUAUUCGCCUGCUUAACGAGCGAGACAGGGCGCAGUGGGCACAAUGGCAGCGUUCAUACUUUAGCAGACGCAGCCAACAAAGAAGUCAACAAAGGAGUCAACAAAGACGUAGAAGACAGCUUGCAAGCGAAGACAGUGAAACCAUUGACUCUGAAUCAGACUCUGAUAACCAUGAGCAUGGCAUCCAAAAAAGAGCAGCAGAUUCUUAUAAUUUUAGUCGUAAGAGAAAACAAUCAUGCUCUCGACGCCAGUUGUAUGUAGAUUUCGAUGAGAUUGGCUGGUCGGGAUGGAUUAUCUCCCCACAGGGUUAUAACGCGUACCACUGUAAGGGAGAAUGUCCCUUUCCCCUAGGACAGAAUCAGAAGCCCACCAACCAUGCCACAGUGCAGAGCAUUGUGCACGCUUUACGCGUGGAAAAGGAUAUAUCUGAACCAUGUUGCGUACCCAACAAACUCUACUCCAUUAGUUUAUUGUAUUUUGACGACCACGAGAACGUCAUUCUAAAACAAUAUGAUGAUAUGGUCGCAGCUAGCUGUGGUUGCCAUUAGCGUUAUGAUAUCAUAGCAACAGGUAUUCUGUUGCCAAGGAAACCGCCAAAAUGUUGAUAGGAGACUAAACAGGUUCCUAACAACGCAAACAAGGAUAAGAACGUCCACACAACGUAAGAAUGUGUUAAAAGACGGUACUGGAAAACUGGACAGUAUUUCGUCUAUAGGAUAAAACACAUUGAAGACAGCAUGAUUGAACGUUAAUGCUAAACUUGCAAGCUUUAUCAUAAUAUGUCUGAGUAAUUAGAUCAGUUUUGUUCAGAUAAGGCAAAGUAACAGCAAAGUUUUCAAUUAUUCACAUGCCUGCAUUGCAAUUACUUAAUUAGAAAUACCCUGAUUGCACUAAUUUAUUCAAUAGUCUUUUUUACAACUUCUGAACAGUUUUUGGUGCACACAAGUUGUUUGGUAGAAAUUACCUUCAGUACUAUAACCCUUCCUAUUCAAUUAAUGUGAUCACCAUAACGACCAACUAAAAUCUCAUAAUAGUAAACAAUAAGAAAUUAAAUCCCAGUGUAUAUACACACAAAAUACUAAAAAUAUA
Molecule: messenger RNA, 2685 nt
Organism: Owenia fusiformis
Lineage: Eukaryota; Metazoa; Annelida; Polychaeta; Sabellida; Oweniidae
Source: the annotation of a GenBank genome assembly